AUGCCGUUUCAGAUUGCAAGUUUAUUGGAAAAAAUGUCAUCAACAGAUAAGGAUUAUCGUUUCAUGGCUACAAAUGAUUUAAUUGUUGAGCUGCAGAAUGAUAGCAUCAAAUUGGACGAUGAAUCCGAACGAAGGAUGGUUAAUAUGAUCGUGAGGCUGUUAGAGGACAAGAAUGGUGAAGUACAAAAUUUGGCAGUGAAAUGCUUGGGACCACUUGUACAUAAAGUGAAAGAUACACAGGCUCAAGCAAUUUUUUCACAUCUUUGUGAAACAAUGAUUAAUGGUGAUGAGAAAUUGCGAGAUGUUUCCUCGAUUGCACUAAAGACUGCAGUUGCUGAAUUACCCGCUGCAACUUCCCCGUUAACGGUGGCAGUAAUCAAGCUGUUGGUACCACCACUUAAAGAUGCAUUAUCAGAUACGGAACGGGUCGAUAUCUCUGUGAAGCUCGAAAUAAUCGAUAUUAUAUCUGAUAUCCUAUCACGUUAUGGAUCAUUGUUUUCGCCAUAUUUGAGAGGGCUGCAGGAAGCUUUACUUCAACAGCUAUCUUCUGACCGUCAAGCUCUCCGCAAACGAUCUAUUAUGGCAUUAUCAAAUUUGUUGGCUCUCUCAGAUGUCACUCUUUAUGGAGAAACAAUGGACAUUAUCAUGCAACAUCUUACAGCACCCGGAGCAUCAACUACACAGUUUCGUACAAUGGUGCAAACAUGUCAGAGUAUUUGUAAAACAACCAGUCGCCGUUUUGUAAAACAUUUAUCGAGAUUAGUCCCGAUACUCGUGGAUUAUACUGUGGCAACUGAGGAUGACGAGCUUCGUGAAUCAUGCAUCCAAGCAUUCGAAACGUUUGUUUAUCGUUGUCCUCGCGAAAUAACGCCAUUUAUUCCGCAUAUUGUGGAGGUAGUUGUUAAUUAUUUGAAACAUGAUCCUAACUAUACCUACGAUGAUGAUGAAGAGAUGGAUAGCAUUUCGCAGAUGGAUGCUGAUGGUGAUACUGACGACGAUGAUGAUGAAGGAAACGAAUACUCGGAUGACGAUGAUAUGAGCUGGAAAGUACGCCGAGCAUGCGCUAAAUGCAUUGAGGCUCUUAUUUUAUCGCACCGUGACGAGAUUGUGAAAUAUUUGAGUUCAUUUGGUCCACUGUUGAUUAGUCGAUUCAAAGAACGCGAGGAUAACGUCAAGUGGGAUAUAAUGCAUGCCUACACGGCGUUGCUUUCACAGAUUCGCAAUUUAAUUCCUAACUUUUCAGCCAUUUGCGUCCCGGAGGAAAAUGGCGACAUAAAGAAAAACGCAUGUGGCGACGUGGAGACAGUUACUGUUAAAGGUGGUGUGUUGCUGCGAAAUGCUUUAAGCGUGGAACAACUUGAAACAUUACAGGCUUUGGAUUCACAGAUUCCUUUACUUGUCAAAGCAAUUAGUCGACUGCUAAGCACGAAGGCACUCAAAACGAAACAGUACUGUUUCGUUUUACUUACGCAUCUGUUGCGAGCAUAUCCGGGUGCACUUGGUGAUGAAAUACUUCACCUAACUGCCGGCGUAUCAAGUGCAAUGAAUGAUCGUUCCUUGAAUACAAAUGUAAAAAUUGACACGCUCACCUUCCUGUCAGGAGCACUAUGCACUCAUACACCAGAGAAAUUACAUGCAUAUAUGGAUGUGUUGGUGCCACUUAUUGUACGAGCUGUUAGUGAACAGUUUUACAAAGUUGCAGCAGAGGCAUUGACGGUUACAACAUCGCUGAUUCGUGUCUUGCGCCCAAGGACAUCCGAACAAGGCAAUUUCGAUUAUUCGCCAUAUGUGGAUAGUAUUUAUGAAGCAAUCAUUGGCAAACUAAAGGCUACCGAUAUAGAUCAGGAAGUGAAAGAAAAAGCAAUAACAGCAGCUGGCCUUCUUGUUUCAACUUUCGGUGAUUUUCUAGAAGACAAGCUUCCAACCUGUUUGCCUAUAUUUCUGGAUCGUUUGCGGAAUGAAAUGACACGGCUUGUUACGGUAAAAGCGCUUACAGUAAUUGUGAAUAGUCCUCUUUCAAUUUCACUGUAUUCUGUUUUGUCAGAUAUUUUGCUAUUACUGGCCGAGUAUUUGCGCAAGAAUCACAGAACUUUAAAGAUUUCGACAUUAAAUUUGCUGAAUUCUUUGGUGAUGAAUUACAAGUAUGGUGGCUUAGAUGGUAGUGAAAUGAUGAAAGUAUUGCAAGAAACACCUGCUUUGAUCUCUGAAUUGGAUCUGCAGAUCAGCCAGCUUACUCUUACUUUCCUUAGUCACCUAGUAAUUGCUCAGCCGGUAAUCAUAUCCUCUAGUUUGCCGGAUAUACUUGCGGCUUACGUGAAUCUCCUACAAAGUUCUCUGCUUCAGGGUGCUACCCUAACAGCUUCCUUGAAUUUUGUCCUAGCUGUGGUCCAGGCAGACAUACCUCGGAAACCAUCUUUCGAGGAAUUGCUGGAUCAACUGACUGCUCCGGCUUACGAUAACAGUUCCCUUCAUCGUCAGGCCUAUCGCUCUAUUUCCGCAUGUACUGCUGUUGUUGCUUCUGCAUCCGGUCAACUAAAUCGUUGUCGUAAUUUAGCAAAGAAAUUAUCAGAACAAAUAGUGUCAAGCGAAACAGCGGAUGGUGUACGACUCUUUUCUUUGCUUGCAAUCGGUGAAUUAGGCUGUACUUGUCCACGAACGUUCGAUAAGUUUUCACCAAAACCGGAAGAACUAUUAGUGAAUGCUUUCAAUACAACAUCAGAAGAGAUGAAAACAGCUGCAUCAUAUGCAUUGGGAAGGCUUGCCUUAGGAAAUCUCGAAAAGUAUCUCCCAUUUUUGCUCGAACAAAUCAACUCGCAACCAAAGCGCCAAUAUCUUCUGUUACAUGCUUUGAAAGAAGUAAUUGGUUCGGAAAGCGGUGAUUCCCGGGCUAUAGAGAUUUUUCGUCCAAGAAUUGAACAGAUUUGGCCCGUUUUGAUCACCCAUGCAACAGCUGCAGAGGAGGGCACCCGAAAUGUUGUCGCCGAAUGCCUCGGCAAAUUAUGUCUUGUCCAACCCGAACAGUUAUUGCAACGACUAAAGAAAUGUGUCAUUUCACCGAAUCCGUUUAUGCGUGCAACAGCAGUGACAGCAGUGAAAUUUUUAAUUGUUGAACAAUGGACAGCUGUUGAUGAUUUGCUGCAGUCAGCAAUGACUCAUUUCCUGCGGACCGUUACAGAUCAAGAUCUUAAUGUACGUCGAGUGGCAUUGGUAGCUUUCAAUUCUGCUGCUCAUAACAAACCCAGACUGAUCAGAGAUCUGCUGCCUGUCUUUCUGCCAUCAUUAUAUAAUGAAACAGUGGUUAAGAAAGAAUUGGUUCGUGAAGUAGAAAUGGGUCCAUUUAAACAUACAGUUGAUGAUGGACUUGAUCUGCGAAAGGCGGCUUUUGAAUGUAUGUAUACGUUGUUAGAAACAUGCUUGGAACGACUGGAUAUUUUUGAAUUCAUCACGCAUAUGGAAAAUGGACUGAAAGAUCAGCAUGAUAUCAAAUUGUUGACGUAUUUGAUGCUUGCACGUUUAGCUGUUUUAUGUCCUUCACAAGUGCUUCAACGGCUCGACAGUCUUUGCAAGCCAUUGAAGACUCAGAUACAAGCCAGAGCUAAAGCAAAUGCAGUGAAGCAGGAAAAUGACAAACAAGAUGAACUUCGAAGAGCGGCACUUAGAGUUGUUGUUGCUUUGCAGCGCAUCCCUGAAGCGGAUAGACAACAGCAGUUUGCUGAUCUUCUUGCUAUAAUUCGCAGUUCAAGUGAGAUAAAUACCGUUUAUCAGUUAGUGGAACGAGAUACAGUUCACCGCUUGUAUACUUCUGAUUCCGUGAUGGAAAUCGAAUGA
Messenger RNA from Cercopithifilaria johnstoni, 3828 nucleotides. Lineage: Eukaryota; Metazoa; Nematoda; Chromadorea; Rhabditida; Onchocercidae. The record is from the annotation of a GenBank genome assembly.